Molecule: messenger RNA, 3603 nt
Organism: Leucoraja erinaceus (little skate)
Lineage: Eukaryota; Metazoa; Chordata; Chondrichthyes; Rajiformes; Rajidae
Gene: hsf5
Product: heat shock transcription factor family member 5
Exons: 6
Coding region: 111-2057 (648 amino acids)
Biological process (GO): regulation of DNA-templated transcription
Molecular function (GO): sequence-specific DNA binding; DNA-binding transcription factor activity
Source: RefSeq, a predicted model, not a curated record
CCAACGGUUCCAUCGAAGGAUCGAUCGGCAUCGGAACCCGGCCGGGUGAUCGAUAGCUGUCAGGAGGAGUGCCCUGUUCCACGCCGCCCCCUUUUCCCCAGCCACACUUUAUGCUUCGUCAAUCAGUUGGAUCAAUCCCUCCGAUGAGCCCCGUCGUGAGCCAUGAAAUGGAGGAGUUCCUUCUUUCCACCCCGAUCAACCCCAAUAACUUCCCGGCCAAGCUGUGGCGCAUCGUCAACAGCCCCCGGUACCGCUCGAUCCGCUGGGACCCCCGCGGUGAAGGGCUCAUCGUCGACCAGCAACUCUUCGAAUCCGAGCUCCUCACCCCGAUCAAGAACGUCAACAAUGGUGCCAACCUGGAGCCCGACACCGACCUGCUCUUCAAAACCACCAACUUCACCAGCUUCAUCCGUCAGCUCAACCUCUAUGGCUUCAGAAAGAUGGGUCAAGGGAGCGGCGAGCACCCAGUGCCUGGCGAGCUGGGGGCAGGGGACGGGCUCCUUCAUCACUUCCACAACCCCAGCUUCAAACAGGAUCACCCGGAGCUUCUCAUCAACAUGAAAAGACUAACCAGUGCUAACAAAGCCAAGUUGGCGGCUGGGCUCCAGGUCAACACCAGACCACCCAACCGUUUUCAGAGAUAUCUCACCAAUUCCAUGGAUUCCAUUGGCCAGAACAAAGGAGACCGACAUGGACCUGUGACAGUUGGUCAACUUCAACGGACUUUCCGCAGAGAUAACCUGUCACCAUAUCCAUUUAUUUCAUCGACCCACAAUCAAAGUCCUUUACAUACAGUGUCCAUUAAAAAUUUAUCUGGGUCUAAUCCUGGUGGCCUAGAUCGAACUCCGAUUCCCCCACGUACAUGGCACAGCUCUAUUGGACUAGUGGCUGGACAAAUUGAUACCACCUCUUCAUCACCAUUUUCAGACAAAGCUAUUCCAUUUUCCGUCAUACAACGAUUUCCGACUGAGGUCACCUAUACUCUGCAACCAAAUCCUAAUAAUGUGCAUGUCCAACAAGGAUCUCAAGAGAUAGGAAGUGCUGGGCAGAAAUAUACCAGUUAUCUUACUUCUCCUUCACAGUAUCAUCAGGCCUUCUAUCCAACAGCUGUCUUGCAGUGUUGUCCUCCUAACUCCCACCUGGAUCCAAUGACAGGUUGUCCCAAUACAAACACUUCUUCUUAUCCUAACUACAACUAUUAUCAGAAUGCUGCCAUGCAGUCUUCAUAUCCCGUUGAUGUUCUACACAACAAUGCAGCAGCCUGGCACUGCACUGCUACAGACGAAUCCAAAAAGUCUGAAGUUAACUUGGAAACUGUCUUUCAGAUAGUGGAUGAAUUAAGAGCUUCUCCAAAGAUUCAGCUGGUGAAAAUGGAUACCACUGAGAAUUCAUCACCAAUGCAACAAUCACGGAACACCCUACAGACCUCGAGCACUCCAACAUUUACUGACAAUGCAGGAGCCAAUGUACAAGCAAUGAAAAUUCAGUCUCUCACUUCUGCAGUCUCAGAGAUUAAGUCUUUUGUGGUAGCAGCCACAGCAGACCAAUCACUCUCAUGUUCACUGCCAGUAGUUGCUGACAGCGUGCACACAGCUACUUCACAGCCAUCUGAGAAUACAACCAUUGUAAGCAUUGUACCAGAAUCAGUACCUCCUGAUCAGUGUCUACCUCGAGGCAAGGUGUCUAAGCUGUGCCAUAAUGCAUCUCUGCACCCAAUAGUGUUUGUUGAGGAUGGACCAGAAUCCAGCACUGAAAGAACGGUACAUGGUACUGACUAUCAAACUGGCUCCUUGGAUUCCAUCCAGACCACUGAUCGAUCAAGAACCAUUAUUUCAGCGCUGCUUUCUGACUUUGACAUACCAAAAGCCACAGUUGCAGCUAACACUACUGCAUCUACUCCUAUCAAAUCAAGACGACAAAACAGUAGCCAGCAGGCAAAGUCUCCUGAUCUUCAUCUUCUUGUGGAUGUGGCCUGUAACCAGGAUCACUUUCAAAAAGACGAGGAUAUUUGUGUUUGGGAGACAGAAGCCAGCCAUUCUCCCCAGCUCUCACCUUAGCCAUCUAACAACUACAAGUAGCUUGAAAGUUAUACUUUCUACAUUAAAAUAUUAGUAUUUAAUAUUCUGCUUUUUAAUUUGCUUUAGUUUCUUGUAUUAUUUCAGAAAACUUAAGUUUUAUAUUUUAAGCUAAUACUUAAAAUGGUGCAGAAAUCAUAUUUAGUUAAACUCUUCAAAUACAAUAUUUUAACAUUGCAUUAAUUCAAUUAUUCUUUGUAGUUUCUGUUGUAAAACAAUGUCUAAUUUCUGGAGUAAAUGUUCAGCUUUCUUGAAUAUCAUUAUAGUCAUGUAAAGUAUAUGCAGAAACUGGAAGGAGAAUAUGAUUUGUGGACUCUUUUGCUAUCAAUGUAAAAUACUAUACUGUAACUUUGGAUUCCAUCACAUAAAAUAAUUUUACAUAACUUUCUUUGUGUAUCUUAAAAAUGAAUUAAUGUUGCAAUAUUGCAUGUUCUAAUGGGCAUAAAAGUGAUUGCAACCAAAGUACUAAUAGGUUAACCUCCCUCAGACCAAAAUAGACUGUGUGAAAUAUAUUUGUUUUGCUUUUCUUAAUUUCUUAAUUAUAUUUGCUUUGUUACAUUGGCUUUUUGAGUAUUAUGCAUCUUGCAUUAUCAGAGGUUCGUUACAAAAUGUAAUUACAUCACCAUUAGGGAAACUUUAUCAACAAAACAGCAGCCAACAGAUUAUUUUUUAAAGUGUUGGUGGGCAAAGCAACUUCUCGCUUUGAGUUUAUAAUUUAAUGGACCUUCAUAGACAUUGAAAAUUUGAAGUGGUGAAAUAAAAUUAUUUUUGAAAGCUUCUUUAAAACAUUUUCCAUUAAUACUUUUGACCAAAACUGUACAUUUUCAAAUUUCCUUUGAAGUUAUCCUGCUCCAGGUUUUGCUGUAAAGUGAGGUUUGUUAUUAGAAAUGACUUUAAUGUUUUAAAUGUACUUGAAUUAUAUCAAUUGCUGUCUGGAUAACUAAAGGAAGCACAACUUGCACAUACUAAUAUUUUUAGCUAUGAGUUUUAAGAGACUGCAGAAUAUUCCUUAUUUAAAUGAAUUUAUUGGUACAAAGCAGGGUACCCCCUCAGCAGCAACAUCAUUAUCAUGUAAUAACAUUUUGUAUAAAUAAUUUCUGGUUUGAGAAGUUUAAAAUAUAGAAGCAAUAGAUUGCUUACAUUCUGAACCACAAACUAAAGUGGAAACCCAUAGCUGGCUACAUGAAAACAUCACCACUAAAGAUAUUUAACCAUAUUGUUCACUCAUUUAUUGAGAACAUGUGGCCAUAUGUAUCUAUUACUAUCACUGGGAGCAUAGAUUAAAGAUACCAGGCAGUUCACUUUCAAGAAGGAUUAAUUAAACAAAUAUGAUGACUGCUUUUUCUAUGAACAGUAAUGAUGAAGAAUAGAACCAUCCAGAUUGGGCAUUACCACUUCAAUUUGUUUUGUUUUAUAUAAUUGUUUGUUUUAUUUUCAUCUAUUUAAUAUAAAGUAUGUAUCUAAUAGGUUAAAUUUAGAAUGCUGUUUUAUUACAUACUCCACAUGAUAUAUAUUCUGUAAUUAACAG